AUGCAUUUUUCAGCAACAGUUCUACUUGCCAUUCUUCAGUCGGCCGCUGCGGUCCCUUACCACCAAACCUAUGACGCCGAUGUGCAACUCGUAGUAGCCCCUGAGACUGUGGUGGACAAGUCUGCGCACAAGAAUACUCUGCAGACCAUUGACACUCAAGUUCAUGCAUCUGAGAGUAAAGACCUUGAAAUCAAAAUCCAUGUGGACGUAUCCACCCAACCUGCAGCAACGAUGGCUGAGAAAAUUCCAGGAUGGGUUUUCAUUGAAGAGAAACGCAUGCAGGGACGCAUUCAUGGCAACACUUUCUGGAGAAUUAGGGGGGAGCUCACAGAAGACUUCCCAGCCGAGGAAUUCUUGUUUGACCCUCUAGUGUUCACUCUCAACCAUCCUCAGGACUUUGAGGGCGAGUUUACUGGUGAAUUUUGGAAUGGUCAAAUGAAAAUGAACUGGACUUCAGGUGCCACUAUUACUGGCAAAAGUGGGUUAAGUGAUCACACGAUCAAGGGGAAGACCACUAUCGACUAUUCCCCAUAG
Alternaria postmessia is the source of this 534-nucleotide messenger RNA. RefSeq lists its product as uncharacterized. The transcript is spliced from 2 exons. The record is from RefSeq and is a predicted model, not a curated record. Bases 1 to 534 code for a protein of 177 amino acids. NCBI's taxonomy places the organism in Eukaryota, Fungi, Ascomycota, Dothideomycetes, Pleosporales, Pleosporaceae.